UACGGGCCGUCCGGUCCGCGCAAGCGAGAGAUUAAUUACGUUUGCCAAUAUUCCCGAGGCUUCUCCGUACCCUCGGCUCGUUUAGACACGUAGAUGUCCCGAAUAGGUGGACCCGCGCGACCGUUUACCGCCGCCACUGACGUGUAGAUCGGCCUGGUCCCGGAGUGUCCUGUGCGUCGUCGUGCGGAGCGUGCAAGCGCCUUCAGGAUGGUGGACAACGCAAGCAGCGGAUCCAGCGACUCGUCGCCACAAAUUGAGAAGGGAUGGCCAGCCUUGAAGCAGCACAUUGUAGAUAAUAAGAUCAAAUUUGGAUUAUGGGUCACCAGAUUCUUCACUUUAAUAUUCACCAUUGGCUACAUUAUUCCUAUAUUUGGGAAUCCCUACAAUAUAUAUUAUAAAGUAUUAAUGAAUAACGCGGCGACUAGCGCAUUACGUCUGCAUCAAAGAGUGCCCCGCGUUCAGCUCACGAGACAAUUUUUGGAGACAUUGCUGUUGGAAGACUCGUGCCACUACCUGUUCUACUCCUUGAUAUUUUUGUAUGCGGCACCAGUUACACUGGUGCUUACACCAGUUUUUCUUUUUGCUCUGAUGCAUCUGGCUAGUUAUUCUCUCACAUUGCUAGACUGUCUAGGACAUAACAGCUGGUGGGGCGCUCGUCUGUUGAUAUCCCUGGUAGAAUUCCAAUCGCGGAAUAUCCUACGCCUGUGCGCUCUGUCGGAGAUCAUCAUCUUGCCAUUCACCGUUCUUCUAGUAUUCACGGGACGCGCUGGUUUGCUGACUCCUUUUGUCUAUUACCAGUUCUUGAAGCUGCGUCUUGCGUCGCAAAGAAAUCCGUUCACGCGUAACGUCUUUUACGAGCUCAGGAACGGCUUGAGCUCGGUGUCGAAGAAGCCGGCCGUACCGGACAUCGUUAGGCGGAUGAUCGAGGGUCUGCUUUCGUUGACCCAACAAAUGGCGCCAGUGCGUCAAUAAUAUCUUUCGAUAUUGAAUUCAAUUAUUUCUCGUAUCGUCUUAAAAAAGACAGAUCUCCUAGGGUUCUAGGGUCCACUCAGCGACACUUUCAUGAAUUAGUGUUAGCGCGAAGUGAGUGCCGACAUCAAAAUUCAUAGCGAAUGUUAUGUUACAUAAUCAUGAUUAUAUAAUUUGGAAUAUCUGUGAAAACAAAGCAUAUGAAACGCGUUUCUUGCAUUAACAAUUAUGCUCAGUUAUUAUUAAAUGUUAAAAAUUCGUAUAAAAUUUUUGGCUUAAACGGCAAUUUUGUAAUUCGACAUAUAGAUAUUCGAGUUCUGUUUUUCGUUUUCAAAUAUAAAGAUAACUGUGCACAUAUGUACUAACUUUAUAAUUUUUAAAUGUAAUUUUGAAGCCAUGAAUUUGUAACGAGUAGAUAUUAUGCAUAAUGGAGUUCACUGGUUAAUGGAGUUUAAUGUUGAUUAAAUUCUGGUUGUUUUUCUUUUUUAAUGGUUUCGCACAGUUUUGCGGUAUUAGGGAAUGUAAUAUAUUUAGUAUGUAAGUUAAAAAUUAUAUUCCGAAUUACACGGAAUGUAUGGUUGACACGUCAUCCUUUUGGGAUAAGCUCUGGAACAAGUUGUUUAAUUUAAUAUUAUAUGUUUGUUUUUGUCAAUUAUUAGUCUAGCGCAAUCUCGUCUAUCUUCUACCUGAUGUUUGGAUAUUUAUCAUGUUUAAAAGUAAUUCAGAAUGGUUUUAUAUAAAUGAAAAUAGUUAUCGGUAUACUGUAGCAAAACAUCUUGAAAUAUUAAUAAAUCUUUUUAAAUAAAA
Molecule: messenger RNA, 1776 nt
Organism: Wasmannia auropunctata (little fire ant)
Lineage: Eukaryota; Metazoa; Arthropoda; Insecta; Hymenoptera; Formicidae
Gene: Kr-h2
Product: Krueppel homolog 2
Exons: 6
Coding region: 208-972 (254 amino acids)
Biological process (GO): endoplasmic reticulum tubular network organization; membrane organization
Cellular component (GO): membrane; endoplasmic reticulum
Source: RefSeq, a predicted model, not a curated record